AUGAGAGGAAAAAAAGCAAGCAAAGCGCGGUCAAAACCCUAGACUCUAAACACGGAGUCCAUAGAGAAAGGGAAAGCAAAGCAAAUCUGCAAAAAUAUCUUUACUCAUAAUUUAUCGUCUUUGUUCUGUGGCUUUGUCCUGGUGAAACUUCUUCUUUCCCCUUAAUCCUUCGAUUCGCGAAGGUAACAAUUCUGUCAUCACAAUGGCUGGUCAGAGGAAUAGUUACGGAAAGCGUUCUCAUUCUCAGUCAGAUUAUGCGGAUAAUGGAGGAAGUAAAAGGAGAAAUCCUGGCGAGGACAGAGACCAAUUUGUCAUAAAUCAAGAAGAUACUGUAUAUCGGUAUUUGUGCCCUGUGAAGAAGAUUGGAAGUAUUAUUGGUAGGGGAGGGGAGAUUGUCAAGCAGUUGAGAGUGGACACUGCAUCAAAGAUUAGGAUUGGUGAGACGGUACCGGGAUGUGAGGAGCGCGUCGUUACCAUCUACAGUACCAGUGAUGAGACAAAUUCUUUGGAAGACAGUGGUAGUUAUGUUUCUCCAGCUCAGGAUGCUCUCUUCAGGGUACAUGAAAGGGUUGUUGCUGAGGAACCCCAUGGUGAUGAGGACAGUGAUGGUGGUCACCAAGUUACUGCUCGGCUCCUUGUACCAUCUGAUCAGAUUGGCUGUGUCAUUGGAAAAGGUGGACAGAUAGUGCAGAACAUCCGCAGCGAGUCUGGUGCUCAGAUUCGUAUUCUUAAGGAUGAACAUCUGCCUUCUUGUGCCCUGAACGCUGAUGAGCUUGUGCAGAUAUCAGGCGAAGCUCCUUUGGUUAAAAAAGCUCUGUAUCAAAUUGCAUCUCGCCUUCAUGAUAAUCCAUCACGUUCUCAGCAUUUACUUACUUCAGCCGUGCCUAAUGUGUAUUCUUCUGGCGGUUCACUUGUGGGUCCAGCUGCUGGUGCCCCAAUAGUGGGAAUUGCACCCCUCAUGGGUCCUUACGGAGGUUACAAAGGUGAUGCUGGAGAUUGGUCACGCCCUUUGUACUCUGCGCCAAGGGAUGAAGCAUCUUCAAAAGAAUUCUCUGUUCGCUUGGUUUGUCCAACAGGAAAUAUUGGAGGUGUGAUUGGAAAGGGUGGUGUCAUAAUUAAUCAGAUCAGACAGGAUUCGGGUGCAGUAAUUAAAGUUGAUAGUUCCACUACUGAAGGAGAUGAUUGUUUGAUUACUGUUUCAGCAAAGGAGUUCUUUGAGGAUACGUACUCUCCAACAAUAGAAGCAGCUGUGCGCUUGCAACCAAGAUGCAGUGAGAAAGUUGAAAGGGAUUCAGGGAUAAUCUCAUUUACAACUCGCUUACUUGUGCCCACAUCCCGAAUUGGCUGUCUCAUUGGUAAAGGAGGAGCAAUCAUAACGGAGAUGAGGAGGCUUACAAAAGCUAAUAUACGUAUAUUAUCAAAGGAUAACCUUCCAAAAAUUGCAUCUGAAGACGAUGAAAUGGUGCAGAUUGCUGGAGACCUUGAUGUUGCCAAAGAUGCUCUUAUACAAGUAGUUACUCGUUUGAGAGCAAACCUUUUUGAUAGGGAGGGUGCAUUGUCUACUUUUCUUCCAGUCCUGCCAUAUCUUCCUGUUUCAGCAGAUGGUUCGGAUGGUGUAAAUUAUGAAAGUAGAGAUGGUAAAAGACAUGGGCGUGGGCAUUCUUAUUCUAGUGGUUAUGGUGGCUCAAGUGAUUUGGGUGCUAAUGACAACUAUGGAAGCUAUGGUGGUUCACAGAUUGGUGGUAGUGGUGGUGCUUAUGGCACUUAUGGAAAUUAUUCUUCAGGGCGAACUAGCAGUUCUGGGUUGUCAAGCCAGAACCCUGUUUCUCGGCGGAGAAACUAUGGUUACUAAAAUUUGAUGAGGUUUACCUGCAGCUGUGAUCCAUGAAGCCUGAAGCCAGCCUACUGCCUAAACCGGAAGACCAGAUGAACCAGCGUUUGACAUACUCAUGGCCCACCUUGACGCUUCUACUAAAAGGACCAAAUAUAUGUGGAGAUCUUGUUCACUUUUAAAAUUUGCCAUGUCCAUGAAACCAAAUUUACCAAGCUUAGUGUCUUGUUUUCCCUAAAACCUAUAUAGCCGGAACGCCUUUAGUCCGCUUUUUUUCCUGUUGACUUUUUCUUUAAGAUUGCAAAACCUUGUUGCUUCCAUCCUCCUGCAGUUGUAUUAAGUUCCAUUUUAUUUUCUACUCUCAGAAAUGUAGUCUUAAUCUGUUGUGGUUUUAUUAUAUAUGGAGAUGAUUGUGCAAA
Molecule: messenger RNA, 2250 nt
Organism: Ziziphus jujuba (common jujube)
Lineage: Eukaryota; Viridiplantae; Streptophyta; Magnoliopsida; Rosales; Rhamnaceae
Product: KH domain-containing protein HEN4
Exons: 8
Coding region: 203-1852 (549 amino acids)
Biological process (GO): regulation of gene expression
Cellular component (GO): nucleus; cytoplasm
Molecular function (GO): mRNA binding
Source: RefSeq, a predicted model, not a curated record